Messenger RNA from Gambusia affinis (western mosquitofish), 1924 nucleotides. RefSeq names its product protein phosphatase 1 regulatory subunit 3A (gene ppp1r3f). Gene Ontology annotation, cellular component: protein phosphatase type 1 complex. The coding region runs from base 276 to 1892 and encodes 538 amino acids. The record is from RefSeq and is a predicted model, not a curated record. NCBI's taxonomy places the organism in Eukaryota, Metazoa, Chordata, Actinopteri, Cyprinodontiformes, Poeciliidae. Gene Ontology annotation, molecular function: glycogen binding; protein phosphatase 1 binding. The transcript has 4 exons. Gene Ontology annotation, biological process: regulation of glycogen biosynthetic process.
UAAAAAAAAACACAUUUGGGUCACGCCAAAGGAACCAGCACUAAUAUUAGAGGCUGGUGCUUUCAGAAGAGCUGCCAAGCAGCGCCGCAUAAAGGCAUCUUAGCCAGGGGAUACUUUGUCACAAGGACUGGAAAGCCAUGUUUUCCACGGGUGACAUUUAACGUCACACGCGUUGUCAUUACGGAGGGGCUUCUCCAUGCCUAACGCAGAUACGGCGCUGGAUCCACACUCCUCAAACCAUGAGUACUUGCAAGUGUUUAAUUUGAAGGGGACAUAUGCACUCUUCUGCAGAUAUGUCUUUCUUAACCAUACCAAGCCAAGAGGGACUUUUCAAAACGAUUAAAACCAGCAAGUCUGCUGGAGAAGCGGAGGGUCGUUCACGCACGGAUGCCGCUGUGGAAAACGACGAUGAGGAGGAUGAGGAUGAUGAUGACACCGAGGAUGUCCGGCUCAUGCUCAGGUGUUCCCCAGUGCCCAGAAAACGGGGCGCGUCCAUCUUCGACGAGACAGCAGAGUACAUGCGGAUCCACCAGGCGCUCUCUGCAGGAAAGCGGGUCUCGUUCGCCGAUACAACAGGUGGAGAUCUGGUGGAUGUGCGUGAAUUCGCAGCCUUCGACUCGGACGAGGAAGACACCUCACAUUGGCAGGAGGAGGAGGCGAAAUACCGCAAAGCAGUGCGGGAGCCAAUCUAUCGAGUGCACCCGGAGUUCCAGGUUCCCAGCGGCGGUGUCCUGCUGCAGGUUGUGCGCUCCAACAAAGUGGAAGUUGAACGGAUAUCCCCAGUGGAGGACGAGCCGCUUGCAUUCAGUGGAGUAAUUCGAGUCCUGAACAUCUCCUUCCACAAAGCGGUGUACAUCAGAUCAACCAUGGACAACUGGGACACUUACUUUGAUCAUCCGGCAGAGUACGUGUUUGGAUCUAAUGUCGACGACACUGAUCAGUUCUCCUUUAAGCUGUCUUUUGCACCACCGUACACCACGCACGGCUCACGCAUUGAGUUUGUCGUGCGCUAUGAAACUUCGGUUGGUGAUUACUGGGCCAAUAACUUUUCCAGGAAUUACGCUGUGACACUACAUUUGUCCUAUGAAGAUGAUCCAGCCCAGACCAGCACUAAUAUGGCACAAAAAAGAAGCAUCCUGAAGAGUCCGAAAAUCUACAGUCUGACAUCAGAGGAAGGUCUGGAGAAAGGAGAAGAGGAACCAGAGAGUUUAAUAGCAGAACUAGUCAGGCCAACAGCUGUGUGUCCAGUCAUCAUUCAUCCUGAGAUCGAUGUGGAGAAACCCGGUCAUCAAUCCGGUCCCUCCGCCACAUCUCAAUACAGGCCGCUACGUACCGGCGCCACACUGUCCACACCUUCAGCAUCCUCCGAACUCGACCUUCAGGCCAAUUCUGCCUUUGCACUCAAACCAGAUAACUCUCAGCCUUCGCAUUCACUCCACCGGGUGCACGAGAAAGAAACACCAGAGCAGUCUGUGCACAGCCGUCCCGCUGCGUCGCCGUCUCCCCCACGUCCUUCAUCUCAAGAACCCGAACAGAGAUCAGACGAGUCUCAGACUGACAGAGUGGAAACUCUUCCUCGCUUCGGUCCUCUGUCAGCAGCAGGCGACAAGCGCCUGGCUGCCGAGUGUGUCUCCUAUCCCAGUCUGAUGGAAGAAUCUCCUGCACAAUUCAGCCAACUUCAAAAAAAGCUUUUAGAAACGCCCACAAAAUCUGCAGAACAUCAGGCAGCUGAGACUUGUGCAUCAGCGAACGCCGGUCCUCAAUCUGCCUCAUUCGACGAUCCACUAGCCCUGAUGUCUGAAGAAGAAGACUACAGCAUCGAUCUAAAGCCGUGCAUCUUAUUCCUGGGUGUUUCCCUCUCUCUGGUGUGGUGGAAACUCUUUGGCAGGUAGAGAAGCUGCUCAAUAAACCGGAGAAGGAGCCA